UCACAAGCAUCCAACAUCGUCACCGGUCUUGUUGAAAUUCUCGAUCUAGCAGCUCUCUAGUGCCAAAAUAUUCCUCCCGCAGUGAGGAUCGCGUACGUGCGUGAGUUCGAUCCAUUUCGACGCGUUUCGUGAGUGGUGCGUGAAAGGAGCAAAUAUUUCAGUAAUCAGUGCCAAUUGUGAUUUUUUUUAUUGUGUUUAAAUCAACGAACUAAAUAACUUUUGGAAUCGACAAAGGAUAUCAUGCAGAGCCAACGAAGGCAAUCCGCCGGUUCGGCCAUCCCGAAAGCGCCGGCCGUCAAGCGGCGUAUGUCCCGCCACGGUUCGGUCCUGAUUGAAACCACCCCGCGGCAGAUCCCGUGGGACCUCGUCGAUCGUCUGCUGGUUCCAAUCAUCGGCUGCCACGCGGCCGCCAUUGUUUGCUCCGGUGUGUUCAACUUUCUCGGAAUUUCCCAAGUGUCGGCCUUCGUGCUGUUCCUGUUCUUCUCGAUCCUGACCGUCGGAGCCGCCAUCGGAUUCCACAGCCUUAAGGUUUCACCGCUCGGCAAGGGAGUGCUCAUCACUGGAUGCGAAUCGCCGUUGGCUCGGGCUCUGGCUAGACGGCUGGAUGAUUUGGGAUUUACGGUGUUUGCCGGCUUCAAGGCCCUGGAUGAGAGCACCGAAGCCGAAAUGCUCAAGGCAAUGUCUUCCGGUCGGUUGAAACCGAUCCCACUGGAUGUGACCUCGGAGGUGCAGAUGUUGGAAGCGUCUUUGUACAUUGCGGAGAACUUGCCGGAGGGAGCCGACGGACUGUGGGCGUUGGUUCACUGCGACAUGUGGUGUGCCCUUGGCGAGCUGGAGUGGAUCCCGUUCCCGGUCAUGAGGAAGUCCUUCGAUAUCAAUGUGCUGGGAGCCUCCCGUCUGUCGCAGAUCAUGCUGCCGUUGAUUCGCCGGGCCAAGGGCCGUGUGGUGUUCCUCUCGUCGGCCAUCGCUCAUAUCCCAUCGCCGGUUCGCGGAAUCCAGUGUGCCACCCAAGCGGCCAUCGAAGGCCUGGCGUCCUGUUUGCGCCACGAACUGAAGACCCGUGCCGUCAAUGUGUCGAUCGUUUGUGCCAGCGAGUUUUCGUCCGGUGAUGCCUGGCUCGACGAUACCAAGAUGAUGGACCAAGCCAAAGCCAUGUGGGAACAGCUGAGCGACGAGCAGAAAUCGGAGUACGGAGAGGACUACUUCGAGACGGCCAUCCGCUCGCUGGAAAAGUACACCAAUACG
Messenger RNA from Aedes albopictus (Asian tiger mosquito), 1245 nucleotides. RefSeq names its product D-beta-hydroxybutyrate dehydrogenase, mitochondrial-like. The record is from RefSeq and is a predicted model, not a curated record. Gene Ontology annotation, molecular function: oxidoreductase activity. Gene Ontology annotation, biological process: steroid metabolic process. Gene Ontology annotation, cellular component: intracellular membrane-bounded organelle. NCBI's taxonomy places the organism in Eukaryota, Metazoa, Arthropoda, Insecta, Diptera, Culicidae.